AUGCAGGAAGAUGUCGAUUUUAUGGGAGAAGCGUCAGAAUCACUCUUCGGUAUAGACAAGGAUAUAGUUCCAUAUUAUAAUACCGUAAAGUAUGGACAAUUGGAAGUAGAAGCAGCUGGAAAAGAGGGUAAAGCGGCAACAUUAUUAGCGGAUGCAAUAUUUAAUUCCUCACUAGUCAUGUGUGAGCAGAUGGAGUGUGGAAAAGUUGAUAUCAGAGGGUGCAGAGAAUUGGGUGCCGGAGCAGCCUUACCUUCGCUAUAUUCGGUUUUGAAAGGUGCAACGGAGGUUGUCUGCACAGAUUAUCCCGAUUCAACUAUAAUAGACCCAAUAAUGAGAAAUUGUGAAAGGAACCUGACAAAUGAGAUGUCGAGUAAGAUUAUAGUAAAAGGACACAUAUGGGGAGAAAAUCCAGAAGAGCUUCUUCAUGUAGCCAAGAAAUUCUUUGAGAUGGCCGAGGUAGAAUUCAAAUUCAAAUGGAAGCAGCUGCGAUUGGAAGAUAAAUGGGUAGGAAAGGAGCCAUUGAACCUUAGGAAUCUGGAUGACAGGAAGAAUUCUGUAUGGGCCUAUGAGAUGUGGUGGUAG
Molecule: messenger RNA, 582 nt
Organism: Paraglomus brasilianum
Lineage: Eukaryota; Fungi; Glomeromycota; Glomeromycetes; Paraglomerales; Paraglomeraceae
Source: the annotation of a GenBank genome assembly